Aspergillus homomorphus CBS 101889 is the source of this 2262-nucleotide messenger RNA. RefSeq names its product MFS general substrate transporter. Gene Ontology annotation, molecular function: transmembrane transporter activity. The record is from RefSeq and is a predicted model, not a curated record. NCBI's taxonomy places the organism in Eukaryota, Fungi, Ascomycota, Eurotiomycetes, Eurotiales, Aspergillaceae. Gene Ontology annotation, biological process: transmembrane transport. The annotation marks the transcript as partial. The transcript has 6 exons.
CUACCAGACAUUCUCCAGGAUCGACUCCACCAGAGCCCGUCUCACACCCAGGUUCUAACCUCGAUUCUCCUGUCUCUCAACGCACUGGUCUCGAUUGCCAUUGCUCCCUUCACAGGUCAUCUGGCCGACGGCUCCAAGUCGAAGAAUCAAUGGAUGGUUCUGUCAUGGGUGACGAAUGCUGUUGGAGCAGUCAUCACAGCGUGGAGCACGACCUUGGUCGGACUGUUCAUCGGACGCCUCAUCCAAACCUUCGCUGGGUCGGUGAUCUGGAUCGUCGGAAUGGCCAUUCUGGGAGAUACGGUUGGGGCCAAAGACCUGGCCAAAGCACUGGGGUUUGCCAUGCUCUUCGUGUCUGCGGGUCUUCUCUGUGGUCCGGCCGUGUCGGGAUCGCUCUAUCAAUUUGUGUCCUACUCGAUGACCUGGGCCAGUGUGUUUGCCGUGCUGCUGCUGGGCCUUGUACUACAGCUUCUCAUCAUCGGACCCUUCAACUACGACAUGACUGCCAUGCGAAACGCUACGAAUCAGUCUUCGGUGUCUGAUAUGGAAGAUACCCUGGUCAGAAGACCAUUCCUUGGUUCUGAGUCCACACCCUCAGGUGCCCCCUAUCAAUCGGUCCAGGAAUACACCUCUCUUCCGCCCCAGCCCCAGGAUGCACAGGCCUCAACGCACAAUGUCUACUGGAUGAUGCUCCGCAAGAAGCGGGUCUGCACCGCGCUCGUGGCCGACAUCCUCUUCGCGAUCGUGAUCGCCAGCUUCGAGACCACGAUCCCGAUCCACAUCAAUGCCGUCUUCCACUGGGAAUCUCUGCAGGCCGGACUACUCUUCCUCCUCCUGCAGGCGCCAUCGCUCGUGCUAGUGGUGCCAGCGGGAUGGCUCAAAGACCGAAUCGGCAUGCGAUACCCGGUGACCAUCGGGUUCCUGUGUCUAGCGCCCUCGCUGUGGCUACUCGGAGUGCCCGGACAAAAGCAGUUUCCGUGGGCCCGCGACGACGACACGAACCGGGCGAUCUUCAUCAUCACGCUGCUGGGGAUUGGGGUAUGGCGGACGCUGCUCCUGGGGUUCGGGGCCGUGGAAGUGCUGCACGGAGCCAACGAAUUGGCGGCGCAGAGUCCAGGCGUCUUCGGGCCUCACGGCGGAUACUCGCGGUCUUUCUCCAUGUCCAACAUCAGCUGGAAGCUGGGCAUGUUCGUCCAGCCGCUGCUGUCGGGGACGUUGACGGAGCAAAUGGGCUACUACGAGAUGAAUCUGGUCUUGGGUAUUCCGCGUGUCUUCGAUUAUCAACUAUCACCACCUCCAUCCCUUGCCUUGCCCUCCCACCCUGUUCCCUGCAUGCGUCCACUGUCCAUCGACAUGAGCCAACCCCAACCCCAGUCCCAGGUGAUUGCCCUCGCCGGCGGCACGGGCGAUCUCGGCCAUUACCUGCAGGAAGAACUGGGCAAUAAUCCUCGCUACAGCGUGGUGAUCCUCACCCGCCAGAGCAACCCCCCCACCCCGCAAACCGCCAACACAACAAUCCACUCGACCGACUACAGCCUGCCCUCGCUUCUAUCCAUCCUUACCAGCACUAACAGCACAACGCUGAUCUCACUCCUCCGCUGCCCAGACCCAGAUUAUGUGCCCCUGCACACUACGCUCCUCGCCGCCUGUCGCCUCUCCCCGGCCUGCAAGCGCUUCAUCCCCUCCGAAUGGGCAGGCGACAUCGAGGCCUACCCGGACCUGCCGCGCGCAUACCGCCGCACCCGCGCCCCCUUCCGGGCUCUGCUUGCGCAGACCCAAGGGGUAGAAUGGACGCUGUUCAACCACGGGUGGUGCAUGGAGUAUUUCCUGCCGGAGACGCGGUCCUUCCGGCGGUGCAUGCCGGGCGAGUUCCCCAUUGACCUGGGUGCGUGGAGGUAUACCGUCCGCGGCACGGGCGAGGAGAUGCAGUCUUGGACCUGUGCACGGGAUAUCGCCCGGGCGGUGGUGCGGUUGCUGGGGGUCAAGGCUUGGGUGAGUUCGGGAAGGCUAAUUGGUGGGUUAGGGCGGUCGUUUGAGAGAGCGUAUCGGUCGAAGGCAAAUAUUGAAGAUGAUAUCAAGAAAUACGAGGAUCAGCCUGAUAGUCUGGAGUUGGCUAUUGCAGAAGCGGAGGAAUGGACCAUCAGUGGUGCUACGGCCUGUCCUAAGGAGAAGACUCUGCAGCAGAGGGAGAAGUUCUUUUCCGAUAUCCAGUUCACCACGGUGGGGGAGCUCUUGAAGAAGGCAGAGGUGGAGGGGAGGGUCUGA